Knipowitschia caucasica is the source of this 621-nucleotide messenger RNA. NCBI's taxonomy places the organism in Eukaryota, Metazoa, Chordata, Actinopteri, Gobiiformes, Gobiidae. The record is from the annotation of a GenBank genome assembly.
AUGCUAUGCAGACACACCCUGCUUAUCCAUGUCAGCCAAUCGCUGGCUGGAUUCACUGGCACUAAGGAGGGGAGCCUAGAUCUCCCCAAAGCAACAAUUCAUACAAUGGGGACACAAAGGCCCAGCCGGAGUGCCUUUGACACCACUGAAAACAUGUCUGACCGCAUGCUACUGUCAGGUGGAAAAAUUGCCAGAGAUCCAAGUCCAAGGCCGGGACAUACUGUGAGGGAUGACGACCGGAGACGCGAGCAGAGACGUGAUGAGCGAUACAAGGAGCCUUCUGAACGUGACAGAUACUAUGACAGAGACAGGAGGCCCAAAGUACCCAAGGAUGCUGCCCGAGAUCGUCGGGAGGAGAAAAGAAAUGUACGUCCACUGUCCAAUAUUGAAAAGGAGAAUGAGAAAGAGGGGGAUAGGGGCGUCAAGAAGGGAGACACUCUUCCCAGAAACGCAAGGAUUCAUGGACCAAUUAUGUUGGCUGCAAUGGAAGACGAGCGGGACGAUCGGAAACAGAGGAGGAGAGAAGAUGGAGAUAUGACAGAGGUGGCCUGUGGUGUUAACCUUUAUGGUGUUUUAAAGUCCAGAACGUUGCAGAGGAGCCUCACAGCAGCAGAGGCCUAA